AGACGCAAACCCGGAAGUAAACACGACGGUUAGAAAGGACGCACGGGGCUGAGUCUGAAACAAAAAACAAAAAAUAAACUUUAAAAACUAAGGAUGCGAGAGUGUGCGGAGGACAGGGAUGAAGAGGAAGAGGCUUUGGACGACUGGUUCAUUGAGUCUCUGAAAACUUAUACAGAUCUCCAUGUUUACCAGCUGGAACAUGCCACACGUGUGUUAGAGUGGACCUCUGGCAGAACGGUGUGCGUGGCCGGAUUCUCCUCUUCUAAAAAUGAAAUCUUGGAGCUCAGUUUACCGCUUCGACUUUUGGCCGAACAGAACAAGGGUCUCUGCGCUGAGCGGGAUUUUAAAGUUGUCCACGGAGGAUUUUCAGAGGCUCCAAUCCACAGCCUUAAACACAUCCCAGGAACGAGGUUUGCUGUGUCCAGUGACGGUCAGAGCUCCUCUCUGCUGCUGUGGGACCUCGGGGGAGACGACAGCGAUGUAAUUAGACGAACAGGACAAAUUGACAUUAAAUGUGAGUCUUUGGUUGGAGGACAGGAGCAGAGCAGAGGAGAGAGGGGAGCAGAGUGGGGCAGAGGGAGGAAAAUGGCAGCUCCUCCCUCUCGGUGCUCAGAGCCAAAGAUUCUUCACGGAGCAACAACCAACGAUGUCCAACUCACUGACAUCAACACCACAAAACAACUCUACAGAAUCCAAGCCUGUGCAGUGUCAGAGCCUCUGUCCUGUCUCCAGUUCCUCAGUGAAGGUGUGUUCGUGUGCGGCUCUGUAAACGGCAGCGUCCUGGAGGUGGACUCCCGCUCUCCGGCCCCGCCCACCUGCCACCCCGCUCCCCUCCCCUCGGAUUCCACUGCCUGGAGCAUGGACGUGUGCGGCGGCGGCCUCGUGGUGCGUUCGAGGGCCUCUGGACACACUGUGGUAUCAGAUCUGCGGAAGAUGGACUCACGUUUAGCUCAGGCUCAGGUCACGGCGAGCGACGGGAAAAACAGAGGGUCCCUGAACGUGACGUGGGCUCCGGCGCUGCAGCAUCACAUCGCUCUAUCAGGUGUAAAUGGGUUGGUACAGAUUUACAACACGUCGCUCUGGGGGGCGGAGCUUCAGCCCGCACAUGCUCAGUUUGAACACAGAGGUCACGUGGUCUCAUCGCAUGAAGACGACGUCAUCACUACGAGUCACGCGUGGCACCCCGAGCGACCACGAACGUUGCUUUCGGCUGCAAGUGACGCCUCUGUGCACGUGUGGGACUGGAACCACCAAUCAGAGAGCAGCAAGUGAUAACCAACCAAUCAGAACAGUGGAUCUGGAAUGAUGGAGCAGAGAGUGAGAACGAACCAAUCAGAGAGCAGCGAAUGAAUAGAAACUAGAACACAGAACUGUGGGUGGAGCGAGCUUUAGGAGCGAGUUUAGUGCCUCGACCAAUGCCUCGGGUGUGUCUGUCCAAAAGUGUUUAUUGAUUGGCUGUUACUGUGGCAAUAUGGCGCCUCAUUUGCAUAAAUGUUAACUCCAUGUCAGGUGGCACUGAUGCGUCGCUCUCCUCUAUGGUCUCCUUCUGCUCCAGACACAGUGUCACUGCUUAAGCACAAAAAGGUUCAUUAAAAUCAGUCUUAUGUGACAGGAGCAGCACCGGUCAGUUUGACAGGAGCAUAGGACUCACCUGUGCCACAGCUGCCCCGGGGCAGACGAAAGGUCAGUUCAGACGUCGUGAGAAACAAGAUGUUUGCUCUUGUUCUUGAGGCUGUAGAAUGAACUUCUUGGCUCAGACAUGUCAGAGUUCAUCAGAAUAACCCUAUGCCCCUCCCCCCGCUGUUGUGUUGCUAUGGAGAUUAUGGACAGGUCAGUGGCAGCAGUUUCAUAACUGUUAAAAAAGUGGCUGAAAGUGAACUUUUUAUUUUUUUAUAAAUGAGAGAUUAAAAAUGAACCACACACUAAAAAUACAACUAAUCACAGCACAGAUAUUGGACAGUCUGUAAGAACUUUUUAUGAAGUCUGAAUGGAGCUCAACAGUGAGCUCUCCCUGGUUCUGAAAAUACAUUCUCUUAAAUUAAAGUUUGAAAGCUCAAAGUUAAUCAGCUCUGUGGGGACUAAUGAGAACAAGACCCGUCAUUGUAUUAAAAGUCCGUUUUUGAAACUUUAGAGACUGCAAAGUUAUUAAAACAUUUUACAGAAUCUUGUGUUUUGAACGGCCUUUUUUGACUUAACCUUGUUAUGAACAUUAUUUAGCAUGUAGCUGGUUAGACUUUGAACUCUCAAAAAAUUCUGUAAAAAUGAAUGGAAAAUGUACUUGUGGAGCUCCACUGGCCUUUGGUGACUGUUCAUGUUAUGUGUGUAUGUUCAUGUUAACCUGAGGCACAUGGCUGCCACCAGUGCAAGAAAUGAAGAGAAGAGCAGGACCUUCACCUACAGUCUUUCGUCUUUCAUCUUUAUCUUUAUCUUGGGAACCCAAUGAAACACUUGUACUCUUCAAAAUCUAAAGGACUGAAUAAAAACGUCAGUGACUCCAUUGAUAGCUCAUUAGCACAUUUAUUCAUUGUCAUAAUUAAAAACUAUUCUAUAAAUCUGUAACUCAGAAACUUCUUAGUUC
Molecule: messenger RNA, 2578 nt
Organism: Periophthalmus magnuspinnatus
Lineage: Eukaryota; Metazoa; Chordata; Actinopteri; Gobiiformes; Gobiidae
Gene: wdr73
Product: WD repeat domain 73
Exons: 8
Coding region: 94-1272 (392 amino acids)
Biological process (GO): cytoplasmic microtubule organization
Cellular component (GO): cytosol; spindle pole
Molecular function (GO): protein binding
Source: RefSeq, a predicted model, not a curated record